AUGGCUGACAACAACAAAAUCUUCGUAUCUACUAGUGGAUGGGUAUCCCAGGCCAUGGCCGCCAAGCUCCAAAAAGUGUGCGAGGAGAUUGGAGCGAGUGUCAAGUGUAAUAGUCAAAUCAUGAUGAUCGUGUUUCCUGCUGACGAUGUUCAAGGUGUGGCUGCUUCCCUCGAAACACUCGCUGUUGGCGACGAAGCCGGAGACGAAGCCGGAGACAGUGACAGUAGUGGAUCUACUACCACGCUUGGAGACUACAACCGCUUCGACGAUACCCUCGACUCUUUGGACUCUGUUGAAUCUUUGAAAUCGACCGUGCCGGAGCUCUCAUUCAAAGUCAAGACUAAGCCACCUGCGGAUGACUUUUCGGACGACGACUUUGUUGAGUCUCAGGAUGUGUACUUCUAG
Molecule: messenger RNA, 405 nt
Organism: Seminavis robusta
Lineage: Eukaryota; Bacillariophyta; Bacillariophyceae; Naviculales; Naviculaceae
Source: the annotation of a GenBank genome assembly